This is a messenger RNA of Thunnus maccoyii (southern bluefin tuna), 503 nucleotides long. It is a transcript of the gene scpp7, whose product is annotated as secretory calcium-binding phosphoprotein 7. The record is from RefSeq and is a predicted model, not a curated record. The transcript has 8 exons. Bases 54 to 503 code for a protein of 149 amino acids. Lineage: Eukaryota; Metazoa; Chordata; Actinopteri; Scombriformes; Scombridae.
CUCAGCAAUCCUUCAGUGCUCGUGUGCUGCUGGAAAGGAAAGCUUAAUCCAAAAUGAAAUCCAUCCUGUUGGCUGUCUGCAUCAUUGGGGUGGCUAUCUGCGCCCCUCCCCAUAAGUACAUGGAGUUUGACAUCCAUUACGCACCGCCUCAGGCAGCUCAAGCCAUCCCUGCUGGAGCCCCAAUUGAAACUCUCGAUGUUCUCCUCCCAGUUGAUGACCAGCGAAUGCCUAUUGCAGGACCUGUCCAAGGUUUCAUCAAGCAGGAGAUCCCCCUGCCACACGGUGGUGGUACAGAGGAGGUGUUGUACCCCUUCGGUUUCAGCCAAGAUGCUGCUGCCCCCGUUGCUCCUGCCGAUCCCGUUGCUCCUGUUGCUCCUGUUGCUCCUGUUGCUCCUGUUGCUCCUGCUGCUCCAGCUGCUCCUGCUGCUCCAGCUGCCCCUGUUGAGCCCAUCAUUGCUGCUCCCAAACCCAGCGGAGAUGAUGAUGACGAAGAGGAUGACUAA